CACCACCGCUCCGCAGACGAUCCCACCUGUGAAUUGUGAUCUGUGAUCAGUGAUUAGUGUUAUAUGGUGUUAUACUGUGAUCGCUUCAGGUCUUUCUGCGUCCUGUGAUCUUCACGGACGUUGUCUCUACCCCGAAACGAGAUCUUUCUCCCAAUUCCCUUUCUCCACCAACGCGAUGGACUUCGACGCGGAGACGUGUCUCAAGGACUGGAACGACCUGGCGCAGGACUACAAGGAACUCGAGGCACUAAAUAGGGAAUAUAUGAUAAAAUUGGAAGAAAUUGGUGAGCUACAAGCAAAAUGUCUCAAAGGUAUUUCCCAUCAGAAGUACCGGAUGGGGAUAAUAUCCAAGUCUUUGAAACAUUUAAAGAAAGAUACACGGGAAGAAUUGCAAAAAUCUAUGACAAGGAGAGAACAGCAGCUCCGAGAGAUUGAACAAACAUUACCUAAAUCAAAUGGCGUUUAUUUACAAAUUAUUCUAGGCAGUGUCAAUGUCUCCAUAUUAAACAAAAGUGACAAAUUCAAAUACAAAGAUGAAUAUGAGAAAUUCAAAUUAGUGCUGUCGGUAAUUGGAUUUGUACUAUCUGUAUUAAAUCUCUUUACCAAUAUAAGAACUUUAGAACUUAGUUUUAUGUUUCUUCUCGUUUGGUACUAUUGCACGUUAACGAUAAGAGAAAGUAUACUAAAGGUGAACGGAUCGAAAAUUAAAGGCUGGUGGAGAUUUCAUCAUUUCCUCUCAACAGUUGUAUCCGCUGUUCUACUAGUCUGGCCAAACACAGGGCCAUGGUAUCAGUUUCGUAGCCAGUUUAUGUGGUUCAACGUAUAUAUCAGUGUAGUUCAGUACUUGCAAUUUCGGUACCAACGUGGCGUUUUAUAUCGAUUAAAAGCUUUGGGUGAGAGGGACAACAUGGACAUCACCAUCGAGGGAUUUCAUUCAUGGAUGUGGCGAGGUCUCUCGUUUUUGCUACCAUUCCUCUUCGCUGGUUACGUGUUUCAGCUUUAUAAUGCGUACACGCUUUAUGAGCUAUCAUAUCAUCCAGCGGCGACGUGGCACGUAUCAGUGCUCAGUGCCAUGUUUCUCGUACUAUUUUUGGGUAACACUAUUACUACCAUCAUGGUGAUCCCGCAGAAACUUGUCAAAGAACGCGUCAAAGAUCAUCUGUUCGCGUUUAAGCCCGAUCGCAGGAAGGAGGGAAAGACACGCGAUAAGGACAAUAAAGAUGAAAAGAGUGAAUGAAGGAAGAACUCUGAACAUUUCCGGCUGAUAAAAAACUCGACUCAAUUACAAGGAACAAAUUUAGGAAGAACCGUAGAAACAAAAUGACUAUAUAAAAUACUGUUGGUGCUGGCUCUAAACUAAUAACGAACAAUACCUUGUUGCGUUGAGCAAAGGCAUCACACAUAUAUACACGUACACAUACAUGGCAUGAGUGACUUUGACCACGAAUGAAAGAGUCUCCGCAUACUUUUUAUUUACUUUACUCUUGACUAAAGUCCAUUGUUAAGUAUUUUCGAGAAUAUUCUAUGUACUCUUCAACCGUCCUGAAAUAAACUUGCCUAAUUUCAAAAAUAGGCUUCUCAAUCAAUUUGAGUUACUUUUUUACAGAAAAAAAUAUUAAAAUAUUAUCUAUUAUUUUUCGAAAUUAAGCAAUUUUCAUAGGUAAGAAUUAUUAAAAUCUAUUUGAAAUUAAUUGAAUUUUAUACUAUAAUUUCUUGUCUUUUAUUCUGCGAUGUGAAAAAAAACCCUUAUUUUAAAUCAAUUAUUUAAAUAUCGUUUGACGUUACGAGUUUCGAUGGGAAAAAGUCAAUUCUAGAUUAAUCGAAGAAUCGUCACAGUUUGUUUUAUUUUAAAACACUGCAUAUAGUUCUUGCUCAGUUUAUCAAAUAAAACAUUUGUUUUUUAAUAAUAUUCGAUGAUUCGAUCAUAACAAUAUGACGCGCAAACGUUGAUGCAGAUAAGUGUGUUCGAUAAAAAGUCAGCUAAUCUAUUUGCGAGUAACUUGUAUAUAUAUGUAUACACAUACACAUACAAAAUAGUGUUCCAUAAAGUUUAAUGAAAUUAAAUGAAAAUAUGCUCGUAUUUCAUGAAAUAUUCUGUGUACACAUUUAAAUUAUGUAGACAUUUUACAAGCAAAUAUACAUAAAUAUAUACAUGUAUAUAAACACAUAUGCGAUAUUGCGUUUAUUUCGUACAAGAUUGUUUUGUAAAGUGCUCACUGGACAAAAAUCAUCUAGAAUAUAAUUACGAUUAUAUUUUGCUCCAAAUGUAUAUUUAUUGAAAUGUAUUUACUCAUGUGUAAAUAAAAACAUACCGAGCCGCCUAAUUCUACAAGAA
Monomorium pharaonis (pharaoh ant) is the source of this 2335-nucleotide messenger RNA. Its product is annotated as transmembrane protein 120 homolog. The transcript has 6 exons. The coding region runs from base 176 to 1237 and encodes 353 amino acids. The record is from RefSeq and is a predicted model, not a curated record. Lineage: Eukaryota; Metazoa; Arthropoda; Insecta; Hymenoptera; Formicidae. Gene Ontology annotation, cellular component: membrane.